AUAUAGAGCCCGCGCCACCAGCCAGCAGCACAACGCCGAGACUGGCGCCUAGAGACCCAUCCGCAGUCAGCCAGUUCCCGCAGUGCCAACCCGCGCCCGCGCCCGCGCGCCCUUCUGCCGCAGUCGCCGAGCCUCUGUCUAGAGCUCCAUGAUCACCACCAUGAGAGUCCUGCUGGCGUGCCUGCUUUUCUGCGCCCUAGUCGUGGGCGACUCCGAAGGAAGCUAUGAACUUCAUGGAGUGUCUGAUGCAUCAAACUGUGGCUGUCUGAAUGGAGGGACAUGUGUGUCCUACAAGUUCUUCUCCAACAUUCGGCGAUGCAACUGUCCAAAGAAAUUCCAAGGGGAGCACUGUGAGAUAGAUACAUCAAAAACCUGCUACUAUGGGAAUGGUCACUUUUACCGAGGAAAGGCCAACACAGAUAUCAUGAAUCGGCCCUGCCUGGCCUGGAACUCUGCCACUGUCCUUCUGCAGACCUAUCAUGCCCACAGACCUGAUGCCCUUAAGCUGGGCCUGGGAAAACACAACUAUUGCAGGAACCCAGAUAACCAGAGGCGGCCCUGGUGCUACGUACAGGUUGGCCUGAAGCAGCUUGUCCAAGAGUGUAUGGUGCAUGACUGUUCUGAUGGAAAAAAACCCUACACUCCUCCUCGAAAAAGCCCCUCCACUCCUCCAGCAAGAAGUCCCUCCUCUCCUCCAGGAAAAUCAGAGUUUCAAUGUGGACAGAAGGCUCUGAGGCCCCGUUUUAAGAUCGUCGGGGGAGAAUUCACUAUCAUUGAGAACCAGCCCUGGUUUGCGGCCAUCUAUAGGAGGCACCGAGGAGGCUCUGUCACCUAUGUGUGUGGUGGCAGCCUCAUCAGUCCUUGCUGGGUGGUCAGUGCCACACACUGCUUCAUUAAUCACCAAGAGAAGAAGGACUACAUUGUCUACCUGGGGCGGUCCAAGCUUAAUUCCAACACGCCUGGGGAGAUGAAGUUUGAGGUGGAGCAACUCAUCUUGCAUGAAGGCUAUAGUGCUGACACACUUGCUCACCACAAUGAUAUUGCCUUGCUGAAGAUCCGAUCCAACACAGGCGAGUGUGCACAGCCAUCCCGGUCCAUACAGACCAUUUGCCUGCCUCCGAUGUUUGGUGAUGCCCAUUUUGGCGCAGACUGUGAGAUCACUGGCUUUGGAAAAGAGAAUUCCAACGACUAUAUCUAUCCAGAGCAGCUGAAAAUGACUGUUGUGAAGCUGGUUUCCCACCAGGAGUGUCAGCAGCCUCACUACUAUGGCUCUGAAGUCACCAACAAAAUGCUGUGUGCUGCCGACCCACAGUGGGAAACAGAUUCCUGUCAGGGAGAUUCAGGGGGACCUCUGGUCUGCUCCAUCCAAGGUCGCCUGACUUUGACUGGGAUUGUGAGCUGGGGCCGUGAAUGUGCCUUGAAGGACAAGCCAGGUGUCUACACAAGGGUCUCACGCUUCUUGCCCUGGAUCCGCACUCACACUGGGGAAGAGAAUGGCCUAGCCCUCUGAGGGCCCCAAGGGAGCCGAGGGAGAAAAAAGGCAUCACUUACUCCCACACUGUCAUUUGCAGUAGGGUCAUCUCCAUCAGCAGUAAGGAAGAUGGGGAAGAUGGCUCUGCAGAGAUGGUUUUGCUUGUGCUUCCCACCAGGGUAAGCUGCAGUAGCUUUGCCUUCAGACGUGGGCCUGGGUGCUGGCCGCCUAGACCCCCUGGCCAGGAUGGAAGGGUAGUUCUGACUCAGGAUGGUAUUAACCAGUUGCUUGUCUUUGGGCUAAAGCCUCUUACAGUUCAAAUGGCAUGUCCUGUGCAUGAGUGGAAGGAGAGCUAGCUCCCUUAGCAGUGGGCAUUCAUGAGGCCCACUACUGGGAAAUGAAUCAUUUCCUAAUGAGGAAGUGUAAUAAUUGAGGUCUCUUGAGGGAGCUUGGCCAAUAUGGGAACAGCAUUUGGGGGUGUAGAGACACUAUGAUUUCAGCAGAGGGCUCUGGCAUCCCAAGAACAUAUCAGGAAAUAUUAUAUAUGUUUAUGUACUUAUGCAUGGGCUGUGUGCAUGUGCUGUGAGUAUAAGUGGGAGUGAAUAAGAGCUGGUGUGUUUCAAUGUCUGACUAUAAAGUCUAGAUAUUUCCCUGAACUGUGUGGAUCGUGAUGCCACAGAGUAUAGCCUGUCUGGAGAAGUUGUGGGUUAUACUCAGGACCCCUUGGGUCUCCCAUGUGAUGAAGCCUGUGAAUGUGUCAUUUUGGGGCACUGCCCGUGACCAGCACUAAAUGCCUGUUUCACUUUCACAUACAUAUCCCUUUCUUGGCCAGUUAUCCCUUCUGACUCUUCAGCCUACUUUAUCCAGUCCUCACUGGGUGGGGCGAGGACCACUCCUGUACACUGAAUAUUUAAUAAUUAUAUUCUGCUAUUUUUAUUUAUAUCUAUUUUUGUA
Molecule: messenger RNA, 2425 nt
Organism: Tupaia belangeri chinensis (Chinese tree shrew)
Lineage: Eukaryota; Metazoa; Chordata; Mammalia; Scandentia; Tupaiidae
Gene: PLAU
Product: plasminogen activator, urokinase
Exons: 11
Coding region: 149-1510 (453 amino acids)
Biological process (GO): regulation of cell adhesion mediated by integrin; fibrinolysis; plasminogen activation
Molecular function (GO): serine-type endopeptidase activity
Source: RefSeq, a predicted model, not a curated record